Mycena citricolor is the source of this 924-nucleotide messenger RNA. The record is from the annotation of a GenBank genome assembly. Lineage: Eukaryota; Fungi; Basidiomycota; Agaricomycetes; Agaricales; Mycenaceae.
AUGGACUGGGGCACAGACCAGGUCGUCGUGCUGGUGUUUGCCCUCGGGGGCCAACACUUCUUCAACAAGAUGCCAGCGGGCAGAAUCGAGACCGACGUCAAGCUCUCCCUGACGGGUAUCAUAGGCAGCAAAGUAGUACACUACUUCGCACCGCUCUUCGACCAGGCCACCACCGGAGGAAAGUACCCCCCACCUACAGUCGCAUUCCUACGCUGCGAAGACCGGGCCACAAGAGACACCAUCCUCGAAGAACCGUUCAUUGCGGUCAACGACUGUGUGGCAUAUUGGCCGACACGCCUAGCGACAACCCCAUCCGAGGCAAAACGAAGCUGGACUCUUGCGUACUUCGAGAUGUCGGCGACGACGGACACAAACGAGAUGACCGGACAGAUCCGCAGCGCGGUGCGAGAGAGAAUGCACACGGACAAAGAGAUUGUGCGAUUCCUCGACCGCAUGACCCAGGCAAUGACCGGAUCACUCCACAAGCGCAUAGACUUCAUCGCACUCACCAUAGACGCGGUAUACAAACACGACGAGAACAAAUCCAUCAUGGUGGUUUACAUGGACUCAGCAUACGGAACGGAAGACGAGCAGCUCACCCUCCGCGGGAUGCUCCGGGCCGAAAAUUACAUUGUAAGCGCAAUCCGAUACACCGCCGUCGUGGACAUGUACGAUGGCUCCAUCAAAACAUGUGUGAUAUGCAAGCUCGACGACCACCCCUCACGAAUGUGCCCGUUCACAGCAGCCAAAUGGUGGGGCCCACCCGACCAAUUCUCUGGGCUCCCCCCCAACCACCCCCUCAAGAUAGCGGCAAAAACACAGCACCGCAACCAACCCCUGAGAGGAGGACCCAGCCGAGGUGGAGGCCGAGGUGGAGGCCGUGGAGGCCGUGGAGGCCGAUUCAGAGGAAGAGGCGGCAGAUGA